AUGAUAGGCCCUGAUCCUAUGAGCUUUGAACCCGGAUACAUUGGCCGUCGCGAGUGUUCUUCUACCAGUACGUUUGGUGGACAACUGGGACUGCGCAUUUCCUCAGUGCCAGUGGUCUUUGUUGCCUCAUUAAUUGGCGUCAUGUUCCCACUUGUAUCAUCUCGUGUGCGUAGACUUAAUAUGCCACCAAUGGUUUAUUUCUUUGCAAAAUAUUUUGGAAGUGGUGUUAUUAUCGGAACAUCAUUUGUGCACUUGCUUUAUGAAGCAAUGACAUCGCUAUCAGAUCCAUGUCUUCCUAAAGCAUUUCAUGAGUUCCCUUACUCAAUCGGUAUUGCAUUGGUGGGAAUCUUUUUUACAUUCUGGAUUGAAAUCAUAACGAGAUUCUCAAUCAGGAAAAAAAAUGGAGGCAAAAAUAUUCCUCAUACUCAUGGCCCAUCUGGUUUCGCAUCGUCAAAGAAAAAGGAAAAUGAAGAACCUGAGCACAAUCACAAUCACCAUCCACAUGAUCACCCGGAUCUUGAGUACCCCUCCGUCAUCAAAGUCGAAGAAACUUUUACAUCCUCCCAGCCAGAUUCACCCAUUAAAGAAAAAUCACAACCAACGCCGCUUGAAACUACAGCAUUUGAAGAAAUAUCCCCACAAACUUCUAUUUCUCAAAAAAAACAAAUACCACAGCAUAUAAUUACUGUUCCACAACCUUCUGCUUCCUCCCUUUCCCCUCCAUCUACUGAGCUUCCCUUUGCUGACACAGAGCGUCUGCGGCAACUGGAACGUACUGCAACUGUGAAUGCUGAGGCCCGACUCAGCACUCAAGUUGCCACUAUUUGUCUUCUUGAGUUUGGCAUUGUAUUCCAUUCCAUAUUUGUCGGGCUAACCCUAGCCGUCACAAACCAGUCCUUUGCCACAUUAUAUGUGGUCAUUUGUUUCCAUCAAAUGUUUGAAGGCAUGGGUCUUGGCUCCCGAUUAGCAGAAACCCCCUGGAGCGAACGAAAUGCUUGGGUUCCCUGGGUUUUCGCAAUUGCCUUUGCAAUUACUACCCCUCUGGGGAUUUCUGUCGGCCUGGCAGUACGUAAUACUUACCCUCCAGGUUCCGCACGAUCACUCAUCACCAAUGGCGUGUUUGAUAGUAUCUCGGCAGGAAUUUUAAUUUAUACUUCACUCGUCGAACUCAUGGGUGCCGAAUUUUUGCAUUCGGAGGAAUUUGAAGAUGCUUCCCUUAGCAAAGUCAUGCUGGCUUUUGGCUUCAUGUGUUUGGGAUGCGGUUUAAUGUCCAUGCUGGGCAGAUGGGCAUAA
This is a messenger RNA of Magnusiomyces paraingens, 1293 nucleotides long. RefSeq lists its product as uncharacterized. Gene Ontology annotation, molecular function: low-affinity zinc ion transmembrane transporter activity. Bases 1 to 1293 code for a protein of 430 amino acids. NCBI's taxonomy places the organism in Eukaryota, Fungi, Ascomycota, Dipodascomycetes, Dipodascales, Dipodascaceae. Gene Ontology annotation, biological process: zinc ion import across plasma membrane. The transcript has a single exon. Gene Ontology annotation, cellular component: plasma membrane. The record is from RefSeq and is a predicted model, not a curated record.